This is a messenger RNA of Nerophis lumbriciformis (worm pipefish), 4120 nucleotides long. It is a transcript of the gene polr3c, whose product is annotated as polymerase (RNA) III (DNA directed) polypeptide C. Gene Ontology annotation, biological process: DNA-templated transcription. Gene Ontology annotation, molecular function: single-stranded DNA binding. Gene Ontology annotation, cellular component: RNA polymerase III complex. The record is from RefSeq and is a predicted model, not a curated record. NCBI's taxonomy places the organism in Eukaryota, Metazoa, Chordata, Actinopteri, Syngnathiformes, Syngnathidae.
UCCGCCUCCAAACCCGCCCAAGUCGCCAAAGGCGCUCAAGCGCCCCCCGGGGAGCCGAGGCUCCGAGUCGGGGUUGUCGUUGUCGGCGGAGAAGGGUCGCUCCAUCAGCAGCAGGUGCCAGAGCUGCAAGACAAGAGGGUGUGUGUGCUGACACUCAGGUGAGCUUCGUACCUCCGCAAACUCGCUGGUUGUGUCGUCGAGGCCGUUGGCUCCGCCCUCCAAGAGACUGCUGGGAACACAACAGGAGAUAAGUGGAGAUCAGAGCACCUAUGGGGUCACAAAACUUACCUGGAAUCUUCUGUCACUUCUUCUAUGAAGCCCGAGUCACAAGAAAAUGGUGAUGGUUGGAGAGCUGACAAGUGGGUCCAUGACAAUGACUUCUGUUUUGUUCCAUUAGCCGUUUUACUGCCGUGUGACCGACCACCGUUUGGAAACAUUUGAGAUGACGAGUCAGGAGGUGCGCUUGUGUGGUCUUCUUCUGCGAGAGCAUUUUGGAGAGGUGGUGGAGAAAGUAGGAACACAUCUGCUCAGAGGCGGAACACAGAAUCUAAGAACCAUCCUUCAUGAGACUGGCAUCUCUCUAGACCUGGUGAAAAAGUCCCUCUGUGUGCUCAUGCAGCACGGUACUUGCCUGUUCAGCCCAGGCCGCAAAGGACCCGGGAGCCCCGCCGAGUACCGCAGCAGCUGCGAUGUCAUCCUGAAAAUCCUGCGUUACCCACGCUACAUCUACACAGCCAAGACCCUGUACGGCGACACCGGAGAGCUCGUUGUCGAGGAGCUGCUGCAGCGAGGUCACAUGACCAUGAGCAGCAUUGUGAAAAUAGUGGCGGAUCGCCUCACACAGACAAUGGAGGAUGGCCACAGCAUGGACUACAAUGAAGUAACUUCUGCCUUCUCCAAACUGGUGGAGACACAUUUUCUUCAACGCUGCCCUCCGGUGGAAACCACAAGAAGCGCGGGCAGCGCAGAAUCCGCCUCUGCAGCCGAUACUCCCGUCGCCAUAGUCGCCCCCGCCCCAGAGAGCUUCCCCGACUGCUACAGGAUGCCGCAAGUGACGCUCGUUGGACGAGGAAAGAGGCAGCUGGAGGACGCCGAGGAGCAGAGCAAUGCAAAGAAGGCCAGGAUGGAUACAGCGACUCAUGGUGAUGAAGGCGUCUACUGGCAGGUGAAUUUCGAGAGGUUCCAUCUCCACUUCAGAGACCAGGCCAUCAUUGGUGCUGUGGCCAAUAAACUAGACCAGACCAGCAGUGAGAUAGUGAGGACCAUGCUGAGGAUGAGCGAGGUAACAACUUCGCCCACGGCCGCAAACACAAAGCCCCUCGCCGCCAACGAGAUCUACAGGUCCCUGCCAGCCACCUAUAACAUCCCUAGACCCAUUUUGGACCAGUACCUCACUCUGCUGGUGGAUGACCCGAUGGAGUUUGUGGGCAAGGCUGGCGAGAGUGGAGGCGGGAUGUUUGUCGUCAACUUGCACCAAGCGCUGGCCAAUCUAGCGCGGGCCACUGUGGAAUCUGCUGUACAAGAGAGGUUUGGGUCACGAUCCGCUCGCAUAUUUCGUCUGCUGCUAAAGAAGAAACACCUGGAACAGAAGCAGGUGGAAGAUUUUGCUAUGAUUCCAGCCAAGGAGGCUAAAGACAUGCUCUACACGCUUCUCUCACAGAACCUGGUCCAGCUGCAGGAAAUCCCCAAAACUCCAGACUUUGCACCCUCUCGUACCUUCUAUCUUUACACGGUCAACCAACUGUCCACUGCAAGGAUGUUGCUCCAGAACUGCUACAAGACUGUGGCCAACCUCAUAGAGAGACGACUGUUUGAGACGACAAAUAGCAAGCGUCUGCUGGAGAAGUCCCAGCGCAUUGAGGCCAUCAUGGCCUCCCUGCAGGCCAGCGGGGCGGAGCCGGAACAGUUGACGGAGGUGGAGGAGAUGAUCACCGCUUCCGAGAAGCAGCAACUGGAGUCUUUGCGGCUUCACGUCAACAAGUUGGAUUCAGCAGAGACCCAAGUGGAUGAAACCAUCUUUCUGCUUGAAUCUUACGUCCAGGCCACCGUCUCAUCCUCAAGCUGAGUAAGACUUUGCCUGUCCAAAAGUACUUAGACCUUGUGCAUCAGUAAUGCCGAACGUGGCUCUUUUAUUGUUUGUUGACUUUUGAGUUGCAUAAAAUCUGAUCAGAAUGUUGUUUAUUUCCUGAAAAUUCUAAAACAUAAUUUGGAUUGAAAAGUCAUCACUAGGCGAUAAUUACUGAUAUGUUUUAUGGGUAACACUUUAGUAUGGGGAACAAAUUCUAAGUAACAAAGACUUAAUUUAGAGUUAUUUGGUCAGGGUUGGGGUUAGUAAUGGUGAAUAUGUUCCCCAUACUAAAGUGUUACCGGCUUACUGGUUGUAUAAUAAGGCCAUGCAGAAUAAGGCAUUAAUAAGUACUUAAUAAUGACUAAUUAAGAGCCAAUAUGUUACUAUUUUGCAUGUUAAUAAGCAACUAAUUAAUGGUGAAUAUGUUCCCCAUACUAAAGUGUUACCGUUUUAUGACCUAUGGAAAAUAAGGACCAGGAAAAACAUAUUAAGUGUAAACAUUUGUAUUUCAAAUGUAACCUUCCUCUGAUUAUAAUCCCCUCAGCUAUCAAGGCAGAAAAGAAAGGAAAUGUCAACACAAGCAUGGAAAACACUCAUCCAUCCAUCCAUUUUCUACCGCUUAUUCCCUUUGGGGUUGCGGGGGGCGCUGGAGCCUAUCUCAGCUACAAUCGGGCGGAAGGCGGGGUACACCCUGGACAAGUCGCCACCUCAUCGCAGGGCCAACACAGAUAGACAGACAACAUUCACACUCACAUUCCCACACUAGGGCCAAUUUAGUGUUGCCAAUCAACCUAUCCCCAGGUGCAUGUUUUUGGAGGUGGGAGGUAAACAAAAUUGUGAAAUCACAUUGAAAAAGUGCAAAAAUAAGGAAUAUGUAAGAAGUGCUUAAUAAAGUAACAAAAUAGACUUAAUAAACUUAAAUUGUCUGCAGGUUUAGUGCCAGGAAGUUACAGCUGUGCUCUAAAGGGUGAGUGCAGCUAAGGUGGUGUGGUAUUAGUCCGACUACGGUCUGUUUGGAAAAAAAUUAAAAACACUGCAAUACUUUCUAUUCUCUUUUCACUCCAUGCAAAGAAUCAACUGCGAGACAUCAAGAUGGCGCAACUAAACUUGAUAGUUGAUACUGUUACCUGAUUGGCUGUUACUAAUCAGUGAUCACUUAUUGCGUUGCUCGGUUACAGUUCAUGCAACCAACCUUGCUUUGCAACUUCCACUUAAAAAAAAUCAUUGUUUUAUUGGACACAUGUUUUAUUGAUAUCGAUUACAUGUCUUUCGCGAUAUAUAUUGAUAUCGUUUUUAUUGCCCAGCCCUACAUACCACAACAUUACGGCUUCACUCCAAAGUCGACGGCCCUCAAACAUAGACUACGUUUACACUGCAGGCCACAGUGGUCCAAAUCAGUUUUUUUUAAAUCAGAUUUUUUUCCAUCUGACCUUUAUCAGACUCCAGUAUUAAGGUGCACAGGCCCCAAUGUGGCCUCGAUGUCGCUUGUAUGCGCAGUUCCACAAAGUCAAAACAAAGGAAGUUGACCGGAUUCAAGGAAGUCGCUACUACUCAGUGCUGUGCCGUCAGGGCCAGCAAGGCCUAACACAACCAGAAAUCAUGAUCAUGAUUAAAGAUAAAAGUAAUUUUUAAUUUACUUUCCCUAAAUAUAUAAAAAUAUUAAUAUUCUCUUCAUGUCAUAUUAUGCUCCUUCCAGUGCUGUUGUUUUUUAGGUUAGAGUUUUUAUCCAAUCACAAUUCAGCUAGCUUAUGUUGCCAUGCUGUACUAAAUCUGCCCGGGGCCUUCAGAAUCAACAAUGAACACAUGUGGAGUUACUGUAUGUACUUAACAGAAAAAGGUGAAGUAACUGAAAACAUGUUUUAUAUUCUAGUUUCUUCAAAAGAGCCACCCUUUGCUCUUAUUGUUUUGCACACUCUUGGCAUUCUCUCGAUGAGCUUCAAGAGGUAGUCACCUGAAAUGGUUUUCACUUCACAGGUGUCAUAGUUUUUGAUGCAUUCAGUGACAAUCUACUAUGUAAAUUAAAUAGUCAUGAAAAUAAAGAAAACACAUUGA